This is a messenger RNA of Pichia membranifaciens NRRL Y-2026, 1056 nucleotides long. RefSeq lists its product as hypothetical. The record is from RefSeq and is a predicted model, not a curated record. The transcript has a single exon. Gene Ontology annotation, molecular function: oxidoreductase activity, acting on the CH-OH group of donors, NAD or NADP as acceptor. NCBI's taxonomy places the organism in Eukaryota, Fungi, Ascomycota, Pichiomycetes, Pichiales, Pichiaceae. Bases 1 to 1056 code for a protein of 351 amino acids.
AUGGCAAACACUACUGUUUUAGUCACCGGCGGAACCGGUUUUAUUGCAACACACGUUAUUGACAAGCUCUUGGCUAAGAAGUACAAUGUCAUCAGCACUGCAAGAUCUGAAGCAAAGUACUCUCCUUUGUUGAAAAACUUCAAAGCAAAGUAUCCUGAGGGAACACUUAUUUACGAGGUCGUCCCCGAAAUUUCUGCCGAUAAUGCGUUUGACGAAGUUUUGAAGAAGCAUCCCGAGAUCACCAUUGUCUUACACACUGCUUCUCCAGCUUCAUUUGGUUAUGACCUGCCUCUUGAAGACGCCUACUUGAAGCCGGCAGUCAAUGGGACUUUGAGCAUCUUGGAGGGGAUCAAGAAGUAUUCCCCUCAGGUCACCAAUGUUGUGAUCACCUCUUCUAUUGUUGCGAUGGCGGACACCAAAGCCAGUUUUUCGGGCCAGGACUGCUCUCAUGUUACACUCACAACUGAUAUGUGGAACCCUCUUACCUGGGAAGAAGUUAAAGACCCAAUGGAAGCAUACGCUGCGUCGAAGAAGUAUGCCGAAAAAGCUGCCAGAAAGUUUUACGAAGACGAAAAGCCAAGCUACAAAUUUGCGACCGUCAACCCGCCAUUGGUCGUCGGACCACAGGUCUUCGACGACUUGGUUACGAAGCAGAUGAAUUCUUCAAAUGAGAUGGUCAACAUGGUAACAAAGCUUCCACCAUCCACCGAACCUCAAACCUCUUUCCCAGCUAUCACAGUUGAUGUCAGGGACAUCGCUGAAUUCCACGUUCUAGCAUUCGAAAAAGAAAAGCUAGCAGACGAAAGAAUCGCCGUUGCGUCAUCUGCUUGUAUUGGCCAAAGAUUCUUGAACAUCCUAAACGAUAACUUCCCUGAGUUGGACGGUAAGAUCUGCAAGGGUGACUAUGCCAGUGUUGACAAGUUGGAGGAUAAAAUGUGUCCUAGAUACGACUAUAGAAAUAUUAUCGAAAAGGCCGGUGGCUACGAUUUUAUUCCAUUAGAGACGUCCGUCAUCGACUUGUUCAAGCAGUACUUAGCCAAGUAUAGCAUUCCUUAA